Molecule: messenger RNA, 1356 nt
Organism: Puma concolor (puma)
Lineage: Eukaryota; Metazoa; Chordata; Mammalia; Carnivora; Felidae
Gene: CNEP1R1
Product: CTD nuclear envelope phosphatase 1 regulatory subunit 1
Cellular component (GO): Nem1-Spo7 phosphatase complex; cytoplasm
Source: RefSeq, a predicted model, not a curated record
AUGAACUCGCUGGAGCAGGCGGAAGAUCUCAAGGCUUUUGAGAGGAGACUUACAGAAUAUAUUCAUUGUUUGCAACCUGCCACUGGACGUUGGAGAAUGCUUCUCAUAGUGGUAUCUGUCUGUACAGCUACUGGUGCCUGGAACUGGUUAAUAGAUCCCGAGACACAAAAGGUGUCCUUCUUCACGUCAUUAUGGAAUCACCCAUUCUUCACCAUUAGCUGUAUCACUCUGAUAGGCUUGUUUUUUGCUGGAAUACACAAGCGGGUCGUUGCGCCGUCAAUUAUAGCUGCUCGAUGUCGAACUGUACUAGCAGAAUACAACAUGUCUUGUGACGAUACAGGAAAACUCAUUUUGAAACCUAGGCCUCAUGUUCAAUGACAAUGUACGCUCGUUGUUAUGGGACCUCCAACAGCCUUUCUUCAAAUAAGUGAUUGAGCAAAAAGCCAUAAAGGAUUCCUUUUACAGUUGGAUAUGUGAAGGUCAUAGCAACAACUGACAAGAAGUGUGCAAUAUUUACCCAGGUGAUCUUGAUGAUGAUGGCUCGCAUUCUCUGGCUCGGUACCUUUGAUUAUCUGUGUUUCAGUAUUAGUGUCACUUUAGUACUUCAGACCCUGCAGAGACUUUUGCAGAUGAAGUAUGUCUGUAUGUUACUAAGUUAAACUUAGAAACAGAACCUCAUCCAGUUUUUAUAAUGUAUUUUUGCAAACUACUGUAAAUAGCAAAUCAAUGCCAAUGUUACAGAGGGAGAUGUUACUCGGACUCUGUUCUCCUGCACCAGUAUUUCAGGAACAUCUGUUUGCCAUCCCCACAGCUCUUUAAACCCAGCUAUCCUGCAUAGCUGUGCCUUUCAUUCUUACACUCCUCUGUUCUAAUCAUAAUGCAAGAAAAACAUCGGAUUGAGCCUAAACUGAGGAAGACUUCUCUCCAUUGUGUACGUUGUAACAAAUUAUAGACGUUUUGAGAAACAGUUUUCAUUAAGCCAGAUAGUGAAUUUCAGCCACUAUUGUGUUAGUAAGUUUCCUGUUCAUUGUUUUCGUUUAACGCUGAAUAUACUUUAUGUUUUUUAAUUAAUUUUAAGAACACUCCACAAAGGCUUCUGAAUAUACAAGUUUAGUUAUAAAUUAUGUAAUGUCUGGGAAUUCGAUAGUCAUUGUUUUAGAUAAUUGGAUUUUAUGCUGUGGUGGACGUGGCUGUGACACUAGUGUUGCACAGGUGUAAUUGAUCAGCCCCUCCAUCACAAAGGUCACGUGGGAGCGGCACCACAAACCCGAGUCCACGGUUCUCACUGUUCAGAGAGUGUUAAUGACAUACUGUGUAUGCAUAUUAGCCACAUGUACUAUAAUAGCCCUGAAACUG